GUUGAGUAUCUUGGCGUCCCUCUCCACAACUUCAGCCUCUUCCCGCGAUAGUGGACACUGCUCAAUAAACAAUUCGGCAUCCGUUUAUUAUCAGUGUAUUGCCAAUGGACGACCAACAGAAAGCGGCUUUCGAGUCGCAGUCCCUAGAACUCCGCGCCGAACUAAAGACUUGGGAGUCUGCCUGGGCCAAGAGCCACCAUGGACGGAAGCCUGGCCGAGAUGAUAUCAAGCGCAACCCGGAUAUCGCCCAGAAAUACAAACAGUAUAACAAGCUUCGCGACAUUUUAUCCGGCAAGGUGCCCCCUCCUUCCAAGCACGAUGACCAGCAAAAGAAGCGCAAAUCAGUCGAUUUGAAGACCCAGACACCCUCCAAAAGGCAAAAACAUCUCGAGACUCCCUCCAAACCGCGUUCAUCUCCAUACAACCCAAAAUCCACCGCGACGCCGUCCAUCUCCAGAACCCUAUUUAGCCCCGCGGCACCUCGAUCCAUUGGACCCACUCCACAGCGGGACGGUCGUGUUUUAGGCCUGUUUGAUCUCAUGGUAGAGAGGGAACUGGGAACCCCGUCCCGAGGGACCGGCGUGACCGCGAUAUGCGAAGCUCCCACCUCCCAGACGACGCCGAGCAAACGGAAAGCCGCCGAGAUGGAAGACGACGACGACAAUGACACGAAGCCAGGCCGCCGAACCCCCAUGUCGGCGAGCAAAAGACAGCUCCUGAACAGCUUCCUGACCCCGCUCAAGUCCAAGGACGUCAACGCCCGAGCCGCCAGGACGCCCAUGUCCGUCUCCAAGCUGCAGUUCAACACCCCGGCCUUCCUCAAGCGGCACAGCCGGGCCCCGCCCGACGAGGAAAACGGGCCCGUCCCGUCCCCGCCCCCUCUCCGGCUGCCGAGGAAGCCGCUCGGCCGCGGGCUCAGUGCCAUCGUCGCCAGCUUGCGCAAGAUCGAGGAGGAAGAGACCCACGAGGACGACAUGGAGGCUCUUCGCGAGACGGAGGCCGGCGAAGACGCCCCGCCACCCAGAGAUCCGGGGAAGCCGCCGCGGCCUGCGUCGAGGUCUGAGAAGGAGGAUAUCCUCGUUGCCGACAGCCUGGUCAGGAACCUGCCGUUGGGCGGGUUCGACGACGAGGCCAUGUACGACAGCCCGGAGGAGGAGGCGGGGCUUGGCCGGAACGGGCAACCGCUGAGGAUAUUCAAGAAGAAGGGCCAGAAGAGGACGACGAGGAGAUCGAACAUGAAGCCGGUGUUUGUGAAACGGAGGACGGCCGCUGCUGGGACCGAACACCAGGAAGCAGCAGGCGGUGAUGGGGAUCCGGACGAAGAAGCUGUCCCCGAGACGCAGGUUGUUCGUGACGGUGUCAAGGAUGAUGACGGCGUGCCGUCCGAUUUGGACGAUUUCGUACCUUCGGAUGGCGAUGGGGAGGACGAAAAUGAAGGAAAACCGGCGCCGAAGAAGCAUGCCAAGGAGGGUCCGGUCAAGAAGGCGGCACGGAAAGUCAACGAGUUGGCGCAUGCCAAUUUCCGGCGCCUUAAACUCCGGAACUACGGGGCCAAGGGGGGGCCGGGACAAAAUAGCAGGUUUCGGCGGAAACGCUAAGCAAGUCUCAAGAGACUAUUCCGGUAGGGUGGCCUGGCGCGUAUAUGUAUAUCAUAUAUGCGAGGGUCAGACUUGGGCAUGGUGGAAGUGGUAUCGGUUUCCAUCACGAGUUGGAAACGAGCAAGGUCACGACCGCAUCAUGGGUGCACAGGCGUAUAGUGAGGGUGUUCUGGGUUUAGCGAUAUUUUUAUUCAAGGGUAUAUGUCGGGAUUGGACGGGCUUUCAUAGCCCUGCCACUUAUUGCUCUGUGAGGAAGGAUCGUCAGAAGAUCAAAAUGUGAGAUCAACAGACGGGAGUACCCGGCAUGAUAGUGACCGAGUUUGUAUUCAAUGAGAGAUGAUAGAAGUGUUUGUUUCAACUACAUAAGUUGGGACUGGU
Sodiomyces alkalinus F11 is the source of this 1976-nucleotide messenger RNA. RefSeq lists its product as hypothetical. The record is from RefSeq and is a predicted model, not a curated record. Bases 105 to 1598 code for a protein of 497 amino acids. Gene Ontology annotation, biological process: double-strand break repair via break-induced replication; mitotic DNA replication preinitiation complex assembly; DNA replication. Gene Ontology annotation, cellular component: DNA replication preinitiation complex. The transcript is spliced from 2 exons. Lineage: Eukaryota; Fungi; Ascomycota; Sordariomycetes; Glomerellales; Plectosphaerellaceae. Gene Ontology annotation, molecular function: single-stranded DNA binding; DNA replication origin binding.